GUGCUUUGAUAAACACUAAGAGAACUUGAGGUUGGUCAAAGCAGGAAGCUGCAGUAAAUGUUCACCCGAGACGGCACUUAUGUUUGGAGAUCGAAGGGCUGAUACUGGUCGUGGUGAAAAGAUGAAGGCCAUACAGGUGAUUUCCUUGACUCUGCUGUGUAUUUUCGCAGCCAGCGCUCAGGUGCUGAAGUUCGGCAAAUGUCCCACACCUGCAGUUCAGGCCAACUUUGAUCCUACCAGGUACGUUGGUAAGUGGUAUGAGAUCAUGAAGCUGCCGACAGCCUUCCAGAAAGGCGAGUGCGGCACUGCCACCUACAGCCUGAAGGGUCCUGGAGUCCUCGGGGUCCUCAACAGGGAGCUGCUUGAUGAUGGAAGCAUUAACUCCAUCGUCGGCCAGGCCAAGGUCAGGGACCCCGCUGUGCCUGCCAAACUGGAGGUCUCCUUCUCUGGAACUCCCCCUGGUCCCUACUGGGUGCUGUCCAGUGAUUACGAGGGUCACUCUCUGGUCUACGGCUGCACAGACUUCGGCCUCUUUCGCAUGGAGCUGUCCUGGAUCCUGAGCAGAGAGCCCACCCUGUCUGAGGAGACCUUAGAUCAGCUGCACGGCAUCCUGUCCUCCAUUGGAGUCAAUGUGGACAAGAUGAUCCCCACCAACCAGGAUGAGACUUAUUGCAUCCCCAUGGACCAGUAAACAGAGACACUCCUGUUUCAGCCUCUACAGGACUGUGAGACAAGGCGACCUGGAGUCAUGACAUGACACAGUGUGUGGUGUGCCUCGCCCUGUCGGUACAUGAUGCAGAGUCAAUGCAAUAAACCUGUAGAAAAAAAAAGCA
Molecule: messenger RNA, 833 nt
Organism: Epinephelus lanceolatus (giant grouper)
Lineage: Eukaryota; Metazoa; Chordata; Actinopteri; Perciformes; Serranidae
Product: apolipoprotein D-like
Biological process (GO): brain development; tissue regeneration; response to reactive oxygen species
Cellular component (GO): cytoplasm
Molecular function (GO): lipid binding
Source: RefSeq, a predicted model, not a curated record